UUCGGGGACAGCUCGGCGCUGCUGAAGCACGAGUUGGCCUUCUGCCUGGGGCAGAUGCAGGAUGAGGCUGCCAUCCCCGUGCUCGUCCGUGUGCUGGAGGACACCGAGCAGGAGCCCAUGGUCAGGCACGAGGCAGGUGAAGCCCUGGGUGCCAUUGGGAACCCCAAUGUGUUGGAUAUCCUCAGACGCUAUUCCAAGGACCCCGUGGUCGAGGUGGCAGAGACAUGUCAGCUGGCUGUGAGGAGGUUGGAGUGGCUGCAGGAGAACAAGGAGAAGGCAGGCAGCAGCCCCUACCUCUCCGUGGAUCCUGCUCCCCCUGCUGAGGAGACAGACGUCGCCAAGCUCCGGGAGAUCCUCCUGGAUGAGUCCCGGGAGCUGUUCGAGCGCUACCAGGCCAUGUUUGCCCUCAGGAACGUGGGGGGUGAAGCUGCUGUGCUGGCAUUGGCGGAUG
Molecule: messenger RNA, 451 nt
Organism: Acanthisitta chloris (rifleman)
Lineage: Eukaryota; Metazoa; Chordata; Aves; Passeriformes; Acanthisittidae
Gene: DOHH
Product: deoxyhypusine hydroxylase/monooxygenase
Exons: 3
Biological process (GO): peptidyl-hypusine biosynthetic process
Molecular function (GO): deoxyhypusine monooxygenase activity
Source: RefSeq, a predicted model, not a curated record